Lineus longissimus is the source of this 2435-nucleotide messenger RNA. RefSeq names its product solute carrier family 15 member 4-like. The coding region runs from base 556 to 2313 and encodes 585 amino acids. Gene Ontology annotation, biological process: transmembrane transport. Gene Ontology annotation, molecular function: transmembrane transporter activity. Gene Ontology annotation, cellular component: membrane. NCBI's taxonomy places the organism in Eukaryota, Metazoa, Nemertea, Pilidiophora, Heteronemertea, Lineidae. The record is from RefSeq and is a predicted model, not a curated record. The transcript has 11 exons.
AGACCGGGGCGGGCAGGUAUAUGCCUGGUCUAUUGAAUGUUUUUCAUUGGGCCUUGCUGAUUGUAAUUGAGUAGGCAACGCGCACUGGGAACUGUAUUCGUUGUAGGGUGAACGGCAAGUUGGCGUCGGACGGCACAAGUCUAAUCCUGGGUAUGAGUGCCCUAACUGCUGAAAACAGCUCUGAGGCUGCCUGGCAGGUCAAGUAACUUACAUAUUUUCCUCAUAGAUAGCAGCACUUGCUGAUGAUGGAGGUGGCCCAUUCAUAGGGCAAAAAUCACGAAAAACAGCAUAUUCCGAUGAAAAUUUGGUUUCGAAAUGUAGCGGAUCGUCGUCGGGACGUCCAAAUACCCCGAAAUAACCCUCAACAUGGCCAAUUCAUUCAGUGGUUUCAGAGGAGAUAGAGCAAAUUACUCUCCAGACGUCUCCAGUAAUAAGAUAUAGAUACUAUCAUUUGACGUCACGACUCUUAAUAUCACACUUCCUUGUCACCCAGUGCAGUUCGUUUGGAUAAUAUCAUACCCACUCCAAGGAAAUUCAGAGUCUGGACGGGAUAGAAUGGCCCAGGCGACUGAAGAGACACCUUUAAAAUGCUCUGUAGACAUGCACCCGGGAGAUGACGGCGCAACCACCAGCACCACAACCAGGGACAGUGUCACAACCAGGGCGGACAGUUUCUUCAUCAACACUUCUUCCUUCAGCCGGAAUGCCAAACUCGCUACUUUCUUCAUGUUUUUUACCGUCUUCCUUGAGCGGCUGGGAUACUACAAUGUUGGGAAUAACCUUACGGUGUUUGCCAAAUUUGGAUUAAACUUCUCAACAAAUGAGGCGGUCACAACCAGUUCAGUUUUCAGGGGCACCAGUUACUUCUUGCCUCUCUUCGGGGGAAUUUUGGCAGACUCUGUACUCGGCACCUAUCCAACGAUAUACGGAGGACUCUUUCUGGAGUUAAUUGGAAUGCUUUUCUUUUUGGUGCUGACCAGCAUUUCAAACAGCAUAACGAAGUCGACGAAGCUUGGCCUUGUCUUUCCCGGGCUGGUCUUCAUCUCGCUUGGCCAGGGCUUCAUCAGGGCCAACAUCCCAAUCUUCGGAGCGGAACAGCACGGGAGCCGGGGAGAAGAAAAAGUGGACACUUUCUUCAGAUGGUACUAUUGGGUGAUCAAGCUUAGUGCUUUCUUCGCCAUCCUGCCAUUUUCUCUAAUCCUGAGCGGACCAGAGGGCAACCUUAAAGAUGCUAUCGUCCAACUUGUCACCAUAGGACUCGCAUUGACUAUCUACAUAUUCGGCAAAAAGACUUACAACAUCGUGGCGUCGGAGGGUUCGACGCUCUUCCAACUGUUCAGGACAUUGUGCCUAAAGAGGUCCUAUAGAGAAGAUGAUGAACUGACCAUCGAGUCCACCCUUCCACAGCAUGGGGUGGGCAUCCAGGAGAGACAACUCAUACGACAUUUAGUUGAACUGGUCAAAAUUUUUGGGUCCCUUAUGCUUUUUAUCACCGUCUACACACAGACGGAGUCCACCUACAUCAUCCAGGCCAGUCAUAUGAACACAACCAUGGGUACAGUCCAUAUCGCAAGAAGCAUCAUGCCCAUAUUUGAUUCCAUCAUCGUCCUCACGAUUGUACCAGUGGUUCAUUUCUUUAUAAUACCCACGCUGAAGAAGUAUGACAAGAAGCCUGGGCUCCUCAAUAGCAUCGCUAUUGGUUUGGUAUUCUCCACUGCCUCUGCCCUUGCUGCCGCAAUCCUUGAGGUGGUCAGGCACUUCUACCAUGACCGUGGGGUGAUACUAUCAGUAUUUUGGCAAAUCCCCCAGUUUGCAUUGAUGGGAAUAGGAGAGAUAUUUACUAUGAUAUCAGGCCUCCAGUUUGCCUAUCUGGAGUCCCCCAAAGGCAUGAAGGGUUUCGUGAUGGGGCUGUUCAUCUGUUCAUGGGGCCUGGGGAGCUACCUGGGGAUACUGUUGACGUGGAUUGUCAAUUGGGCUUCAGGUGACAUCUGGUAUCCCGACGACUUCAACAACGGCCAUACAGAAUAUUUCCUAUUUCUUCUCUCGGGCCUCUCUUUCAUUACAUUUUUCCUUGUUAAAGUCUUCGCUCACGGAUACAUCAGCAUCAACGACAGAGUAAGACUUAUAAAUACGGGACAAGCCACCCAACAUGAACACCUAAGGACUACCAGCUCCACUCCGAGGCAUAGCACAUAUGAUUCAUCUUCAUUGAGUAAGUCAUCGAGUGAGGACGAGGACCCAGAAUUGAAUGAACAAUUCAACCAAUUUUUAGAGAGAGGGCGUGUUGGUGGCUCACCACCACCUUGCCCUUGAAGUGGAUUUUGGGAACAUUUCUGAGGAAACACUUAAACAUUUGUGCAAUUUCAUUUCUGUUUGGUUUUUACACGGCUGUUGUCAGUCUUAUUCUGGUCUCAUUGAAUUAAAUUAUCAUAACC